Molecule: messenger RNA, 9956 nt
Organism: Sorex fumeus (smoky shrew)
Lineage: Eukaryota; Metazoa; Chordata; Mammalia; Eulipotyphla; Soricidae
Gene: PPP1R12B
Product: protein phosphatase 1 regulatory subunit 12B
Exons: 24
Coding region: 203-3121 (972 amino acids)
Biological process (GO): signal transduction
Cellular component (GO): Z disc; cytoplasm; A band
Molecular function (GO): enzyme inhibitor activity; protein kinase binding; phosphatase regulator activity
Source: RefSeq, a predicted model, not a curated record
GCGCGGGCAGCGCCUGCGUGCCGAAGCCGCAGGAGCGUGCGGGCGGUGCUAGGGGCGGGAGGAGUAAAGAUGGCGGCUCGCGGGUCUCCGCCUUCUGCUCCCGGCUGAGGCUCCGCGAGGGAGGCGGCGGCGGCGACCCGAGCGGCGACAGCGAGCGAGCGAGCGGCGGUAGUUCGUGCGGCUGCGUGCCGAGGCCGGAGCCAUGGCGGAGUUGGAGCACAUCGGCGGGAAGCGGGCAGAGUCGGCGCGAAUGCGGCGGGCGGAGCAGCUGCGGCGCUGGCGGGGUUCGCUGACGGAGCAGGAGCCCGCCGAGCGCCGGGGCGCGGGGCGCCAGUCGCCGUCGCGGCGCGGGAGCCCCCGGGUCCGCUUCGAGGACGGCGCCGUCUUCCUGGCCGCCUGCUCCAGCGGGGACACGGACGAGGUGAAGAAGCUGCUGAGCAGAGGCGCCGACAUCAACACGGUCAACGUGGACGGCUUGACAGCCCUGCACCAGGCCUGUAUUGAUGAAAAUUUGGACAUGGUGAAGUUUCUGGUGGAGAACAAAGCCAAUAUAAACCAGCAGGACAACGAGGGCUGGACCCCCCUUCAUGCAGCUGCUUCCUGUGGCUAUCUCAACAUCGCUGAGUAUUUCAUUAACCAGGGAGCCAGCGUGGGCAUGGUGAAUAGUGAAGGGGAAGUCCCUUCUGACCUUGCGGAAGAGCCUGCAAUGAAAGAUCUUCUUCUGGAGCAAGUAAAGAAGCAAGGAGUUGAUCUGGAGCAGUCAAGAAAAGAAGAAGAACAACAGAUGUUGCAAGACGCCCGCCAGUGGCUCAACAGUGGGAAAAUAGAGGAUGUCAGGCAGGCGCGCUCAGGGGCCACAGCUCUCCACGUGGCUGCUGCCAAGGGCUACUCUGAGGUCCUCAGACUUCUGAUUCAGGCUGGUUAUGAACUCAAUGUUCAGGAUCAUGAUGGCUGGACCCCCCUCCAUGCUGCUGCACACUGGGGCGUGAAAGAGGCUUGCUCCAUCCUUGCAGAAGCACUCUGUGACAUGGACAUCAGAAACAAGCUGGGCCAAACACCAUUUGAUGUUGCUGAUGAGGGUCUUGUAGAACACUUGGAGAUGCUCCAGAAGAAGCAGAAUGUGCUUCGAAGUGAAAAGGAGACCCGGAAUAAGCUCAUUGAAUCAGACCUGAACAGCAAGUUGCAGAGCGGACUCUUUAAGAACAAAGAGAAGAUGCUCUAUGAGGAAGAGACACCAAAGUCCCAAGAAACGGAGGAAGAAAACAAAGAAUCCAGCAGCUCCAGCUCCGAGGAAGAGGAAGGUGAAGAUGAGGCUUCUGAGUCUGAAACUGAGAAGGAUGCAGAUAAGAAGUCAGAAGCCACUGUCAACCAUUCCAGCUCUGAAAGCAGGAGGAGUGUGUCAGAGCAGACAUCAACACCAGCUCAAAAUACCUUCUCUGCCUCUUCUCGGAGAUACUCCUCCAGCCUUUUUAACAAGCCAGAAGAGCCCAAAGAUGAAUCUCCUUCUUCCUGGAGACUAGGUCUCAGAAAAACUGGCAGCCACAACACGCUGAGUGAGGCCGCCAAUUCCAGAGAAGCUCUAAGGGACCGAGGCUCUUCCAUCUACCGCUCAUCAUCAAGCCCUCGGAUUUCUGCUCUGCUGGACAACAAAGACAAGGAGAAAGAAAACAAAAGCUAUUUUAGUUCACUAGGACCCCGAAGGCUGAACAGCACAAGUGACAUUGAAGAGAAGGAGAACAGAGAAUCAGCUGUUAAUCUGGUGAGGAGCGGCUCCUAUAACCGGCAGCUGUGGCGGGAUGAAGCGAAGGGAAAGGAAACUCCACAGACCGUCACUCCGUCCAGCUAUGUAUCAAGCUACUUGAAAAGGACUCCUUACAAAUCUCAGGCUGACUCAACUGCAGAGAAAACAGCAGACAAUGUGUCUUCGAGCACCCCGCUCUGUGUGAUCACCAACCGCCCUUCACCCAGCACUGCCAAUGGGGUCACCACUGCCACUGCGCUCUCCACGCCUGGGACGGAUUCUGUGGAGGCCAGGGAGAGGAGGAGGUCCUAUCUGACCCCUGUCCGGGAUGAGGAAGCCGAGUCUUUGCGGAAAGCACGCUCCAGACAAGCUCGCCAGACUCGAAGGUCUACUCAAGGAGUAACUCUGACAGACCUUCAAGAAGCCGAAAGAACUUUCAGCCGGUCGAGGGCGGAGCGGCAGGCCCAGGAACAACCAAGCCAGAAGCCCCCGGGCAGCGAGGAGCCAGAGGAGAGCACUGAGAAGCAUGAGGCCGCCGCCUCGGACACCGAGGACACCCCGCAGGCCGCUGACAGCAGUCGGGAUGAGGAGCCUGUCUAUCGCCGCCUGAGGUGUUCAGCUCAGGCUGACAAAUCCACAACACCAGUGUCUCCUUCUGCAUCAAAACCCUCCCUCUACGCCCAUCUGCGGACAAGCAGAUACUCAGCUCCGGAUUCUGAGAGUUCAGAGAGUACCACAGACGCUGCAGCUGCACAGGAAAUGGACAAAAAUGAGAGAGAAGAAGUGGAUUUGGAUGACCAGUCCUCCAACAGGCUGUCCACUCGUGACAGGAGACGGCCCAAGGAGCGGCGGAGAGGCACAGGCAUUUGGAUAACGGAUGACGAUGAAACUGGUGGCUCCGGAGAGGGGAAAGAAUCAUGGCAUGAAAGACUUUCUAGGUUGGAAUCUGGAGGUAGCAAUGCUCUCAGCAGCGACUCUUACAGUGAUCGGGCAUCAGCGAGAGCCCGCCGGGAGGCCCGAGAGGCCCGUCUAGCCAGCCUGGCCAGCCGGGUAGAAGAGGACAGCAGCCGGGAUUACAAAAAACUCUAUGAGAGUGCCCUGACUGAGAACCAGAAACUGAAAACAAAACUUCAGGAGGCUCAGCUCGAGCUGGCAGAUGUCAAAUCCAAGCUUGAGAAGGUAGCGCAGCAGAAGCAGGAGAAGUCCUCCGACCGGUCAUCCAUGCUGGAGGUAGAGAAGCGGGAGAGGCGAGCCUUGGAGCGGAAAAUGUCAGAGAUGGAAGAAGAAAUGAAGGUAUUAACAGAACUGAAGUCUGACAACCAGAGGCUGAAAGACGAAAAUGGUGCCCUCAUUCGAGUCAUCAGCAAACUCUCCAAAUAGACUGGCCCCCGGAUUUCCGGGGGAAGAGCAGCCACCGCUCCCCACCCGCCUCUUCCAGCCAUUGCCUUCCACCAAACGAAGUGAAUGUGUUGGUGGAAGGACUGUCCUCUCCGCCCCCCAGUCACCUCUUCUGCUCUGUACAUUCUCCUCUGCACUCCCCGUGCCCUGCUUCUCUGCCACCCCACCCGCGUGUGAUGACAGCUGUCACUGAAGAGUGUGAUCCUUUGAGCCAUUUGAGCCCUCUGGAGAAGGCCUGCAGGAGCGCGCCGGGGCCAGCGGGGGCCUCCCGGUUCCUGCUGCUCAGCUCGUCGUCUGUGCUGGACUCGGCCCAAACCAGUCCCCCCACUGCCUUUUGCACUGACCCGGGUCUCCGAUGCAGAGGAGUCUGGCGGCCAGUGCAGGGGCCUGUCUGGAAGCCGAGAGAAAGAGCAGAGACUGCGGGCCUCAUCUCGGGGCGCCCCUGGCCCGUGUUGCUAGCCGAUGCCAAGGGGACCGUGACUGCCGCGAGGGCCUCUGCCUCUCGUCACCUCUCAGGAACUGACCUCUCUCCAACUGCUGGUGGCGAGAUCUGUUUGCUCAGCAACCCAGGAACACCCACUGACGAGUCUUAACACCUCUGCUCCCUUCCUCCCUCGCCCAUCCCCAGGGCUCAGGCGAUCCGGGCGUCCUUCGUUCCUUCCUUUCCUGUGCUGGCGCUCCUCUGAAAAGCCAGGCCCAGACUGUGGCCGAAGGUUUCUCUCUCCCACUCUUCUCCCGAUUCCUCUUCCCCCUGCCCCACCUCUCCCCUCCACCCCCGCAAACUGGUUUUCUGGAUGAGGAAGUCCAGGCUCUGCCGGCCCCUUUGACCUCUUCUUCCUCACUCCGCUCAGAGGGAGGAUGUCAUUGCAGGGGGGACCACAGUGGGGCUGAGGGGACAGGAAUGGAUGAAAAGGCAUGAAUGGUGCGAGCAGAGUGACGAAGGGCCUUGGCAGCUGUGUGUCAAGGCGCUGGGAGGUGCUGUGGACAUGAUGAGCUCAGCUGUUCCCGGUGGUUAGGUUUUAGGGAGAGACCUUAGUUUUCUUGGAAACGAGGGGCCGGAGUGAUAGUACAGCGGGUAGAGCAUUUGCCUUGCACACAGCCGACCUGGGUUCAAUCCCAAAUGGUCUCUUGAGCACCACCAGGAGUGAUCCCAGAGUGCAGUGCCAGGAGUAACCCCUGAGCAUUACUGGGUGUGACCCAAAAAGCAAAAAAAGAAAAGAAAAACGAACAGGAGAAAUGACUUCUUCAUAAGGGAUUUGAAGGGAUGGAAUAUUUUCAAACCAUUCAGAAAAGUCCCAGAACCUUGGAGUUGCACAGGUGAAAGGUCAUCUGGUCCAGCUUUUCACUGUGGGUCACAGCAGAUCCCUCCUCCCCCCAUCCACCACCUGCCACAACUUCUGAGCCCUGGUCAGGUGCUGUCAGCAGUUAUUCCUCAAAGGUUGGUCAACUCCAGUAACCAGAAAAGCUUUCCUAGGAUGAGCAGAGGGCUUCCUAGUACUUCUGGAAAAAAAUCUAGGUACAGUUUUAAAUUACAGGGCUGGAAACCUUUGAUCUGCCAGGGGCCAUUUGGAUAUUUAUAACACCGGCCUUCAAAUACAGGCCAUGGGCAGCUAACGAGAAGCAUCCAUAUCCGUCCCGUCAUGCACCACGGGCAGACCACAGGAUUUCAUGGCCUUACACGGCCCACCGGCCAGAUGUCCCCAGCCCUGCUUCAUGGUGACAACUUUGGACAAGUGUUGCUGGUGAGACCCCCUUAAUCUUCUGGCUGAUGUUCCCAGGUUCUUUAGCCAUCCCUUCCAUGGAAAGCGCUCGUGCCUGGCUACGCCCGUUGUCCUUGAGCCAAAACAGUCUUUUAAAGAUGCCGACACCUGAGCAGAUGACUCUGUUAGUCCAGCACAAAGGAAUCAAACCAUAAGUGCUUGACCGUGCUCUCACAGUGAUACUUAAAGUAUUUUCUCUUUAUUGGAGUCUUACCCCUUGUUUGGCGCAUGUGAGUGUGAAGGUCACUUGACUCAUCUUUCUGGAGUUGCAGUGCUUCGAGCGGUCGAUUCUCCUAACUUAAAUCUACCUCUAUCCAGUUUGUCUCCGUGGCAGGAAAACUGCCCUGUGAGUGCACAGUCUUCUGAAAUCUCCCGUACCCUGGAGGCCAGCAGGGUCACAGCAGAUCUCCCCCCCCCCCCCCCCCAUCCACCAUCUGCCACAACUUCUGAGCCCAGGUCAGGUGCUGUCAGCAGUUAUUCCUCAAAGGUUGGUCAACUCCAGUAACCAGAAAGGCUUUCCUAGUAGUAUGAGCAGAGGGCUGCCUGGUACUUCUUGCAAAAGUCCCCGUGCCCCGGGGGCAGCUGUUUUCCAGGAGGGGCUCCAGCGAAGCAUCUUGUGUUCCCGUGAGCACACUGCCAGCCAGUUCUCAAGGAUCCUAGGCUUGUCUCUUCCACUGUUGGGCUCCUUAUUCUCUGGGGUCCACGAGGUGGUCUCCUGACUCAUCUCAGAAGUGGGUGGUUGCUGCCUCUUUCUCAGAAAAAGAGAAUUUGAUUAUUAGGAGACGUCUUGAGCCCCUUCCAUCUUGACCAGGAGGUGGGGCACCAAGAGCCCCUCACAUCUGUCUGGUGCCUGUGAAAAGGGGGGACGAGUCCCAGAAUUCUUGGCCAGCCUGUCCUCCCCUGCAGCGUCUUCCCCUCAUGGUGCAGCUCUCUCCUGCGAGAGGGUUGUCCUCUUGAUGGAAUGUCUCUGUGCUUUUCAGUCCCGGGGAACUCACGGGCAUACGAACUAGUUCAUUGUAUUGGACAGUCUGGCUUCUGGCCCUUCUCUUCACCUGUCCUGACCAUGACCUGGAAGCCACUGCACUUAGGGUGCUGGGUGAUCCGCCUGCCCAAUUCUGUGCUACUUGGUCAGGCAUGUGUCAUCACACCUGCAAGCCCCCAGUCCUCGGGAGCUGGCAGGGUAACACAGGGGGCACCCCAGAGCCCAAGCCCAGGUGUGUGCAGCCCAGGUGUGUGACUUGCAGGUCUUCCCAUGAAGUAUCAAAAGAGGAAGGAGAGGCAGAGCUUGCCACGCUCUACUUCCAUUGCUGUUCCUGUCAGGCCGCAGCCUCUGCGAGUAAUGAGGCGGUCUCUCUAGCCCUCCUCCGGCCAGUUGGCCAGUUCAGCCUGCUUGGCUCAUAAGGGCUACUGAUUCUUUCCCAGCAAAUUCUAAGGUACAGUGACCCCUUGCCCCACUGAGGUCUUCAGAGCAGCUGGGCUGUGCGAUGAUGAGGGCGUUGCCCGGGUGUGUUGAGUGCGGUCUCGCCGCUCCCUGGAUAGGCCAAUCUACCUCUGUCCCACCUCGGGGUGUGUGUGCACACGUUCCUGCUUCCUCGCCCAUCUCCCAGCGCGUGGGGAGAAGCUUGGGUGGUUUCGUGGGGCCACUGUCAGGGUGGCUUCUGGGGUCAUUGAAGUCAUCCCCCACCCCUGGCCCAAACCCUUCCCUUGUCCUAAGUGAAACAUGUGCUUCUCUUCAACAGUUCCACUCUGGAAGCUAAGAAUGCUCGGCCCCAGCCCCCUCCCCUGCCCCCCAUCUAUUCUGAUACAAAAUAGAUGGGAACUGCUGACCCUCUGCUGGGGGCUGAUCCUCAAAGUCCUGCCCUGAGUGGGGUCUCUGGGUGAGGUCUCUUGCCCCAUGUGGCAAGCCUGACAUUGUUUCCCCUCCGUGAAAGGCAGGAGCAGGAGAGCAGAUGAGGCCUGGAGAAAAGCCAAGGUGUUUCCAUUUAUUUCACUUCAAAGGGGGAAAGCCCAAGAGCUCAACCCCUCAGCUUAUGGGAAGGGGUUUUCCCCCCUUCCCCUCCGCCCCCACCCCACCCGCUGUGACACUAACCAGGUCCUCCCAGACAGAACCAGGAGCCCAUCGAUGCCAGCAUACACCUAAUGCGGUCACAGGUCAUCUGGGCCCAAAUCUCGGCCCAGUCAUGAUCACAGCUCCUGGUCCCCAGGCUGGUUUUGAAGGCUGAAGGAGGAGAAGUCCUGUUAGGUCAGAACAUCUGGGGUCCAGGCCGGUGCCCUGGUCAGCCUAAUGAUCAGGGACAGUUUCCUGCCCCAGCAGAGAAUGAGGUUGAAUUGGAUGGUCUUUCGGAUCCCUUCAGACUGAAGUGGAUUACUCCUAGGAAGGUCAGAGCGCUUCUUAAACUCAGAGUUUUGCUUUAGCUUUAGACUUCCUUGUUUUCUUCUGGAUUCCAGCUGUUUAUCGUCAGCACGUCGAGGUUGGCUUCUCAUCGUUGUUGGAAAGAGACUUGAAUAUUGGCAGUAAUUGAAUGGUGGUGCAAUUGCUUUCUCUCCUAAUGGCUUGGUAAGAAUAUUAAAACCUGCAGAGGUGGAAAUUGGAGCUCAGGGGGAAGUGGAUAGAAGCAAUUUGUUGCAGGCAGCCUUUGGACAAAUUGUUUUAAUAGGAAAUAGAGCCGUGCUCCAUAGAUUUCUCCAGCUACCUUUCCUUGGCCUGCUCAGAUGUCGUCUGUGUGGUUCUCCUCAUCCCCAGUGGGCUGACAGCAUUUGGCGUAGCAUAGCCUGGCCCGGAGCCUUGAACUGUGCCCUCAGAGCAGCAAAGGGGAUUGUCCUCCAUACCAGCCUCUAGCUGCUGGCACGCUGGGCCUCCGGACUCUGAGGAGCGGGCAGUGCCCGUGCUAUUCGGGGUGCCCUUCUUUUAGAGCAGGUCAGCCGUGGCGGCACGAUGCGGGAGACUGGCAUGCCACUUGCUGCAGAACAGCACUCAAGCCUCCAGGCCUGGGCAGAACCAGGCAUGAGUGGAAGUGGGACAGCGGGACAGCAGAGGGCCUGAGAGUGAGGGGGUCUGUGUGCCGUGGAGGGAAUGGAGAGGGGAGCCGGCCGCCCCUCAGCUUCCAGGAGCAGAGAGUCCAUCUAUUUCCCUAACGGGUAUUAUCAGUGCUCGGGAACAAGGGUCCCUCUCCGGGACAGCUAUUGGUUGAGCUUGUGCUAUGAUUGGAAAACAGAUCCUGUUGGCUGCAGCCUGGGAACUGUCCUUCCCACAGUUCUUUGAGGAUGAGGCGCUUCUUCAGGGCAGGUUCUUAAGCAGCCUGCAGCUGCUCUCCAGCCUGCAGCACAGGGGUCAGGGUCAGAAGGGGGCCUGGGCAGGAUCCGCAUGAGGCCAGGAACCUGGGUGAAAGUCCCCCAGUCCCCUCCCCCCAGGGAGAGAAGCAAAUAGGAAGUGAGUGUAUGUCCGGACCCAACUGAGAACUGUUCUGUCUGACCUCAGAAGGGUUCUCUUGGGCCCGAGAGAUAGAGCAGCGGGGAGGGCGUUGACCUGGCGUGCAGUUUGCCAACCCCGCCACCCCGUGUGGUCCCCUGAGCACCGCCAGGAGGGAUUCCUGAGUGCAGAGUCAGCAGUGAGCCCUGAGCAUCGCCAGGUGUGACCCAAAGCCAAAAAAGAAAAGGUGGUUCUCUUGGGGGGGUCAUGCCUGCUUCUCACGCCCACACUCCAGCAGCAGGGGGAGGGAGGGUCAAACGGAGCCUGCAGAGCCUCGAUUAGGAUUAGCCCCAUGUAUUCCUCGGAUUCCUGUUUCCUGCUUUCCCCUUUCCUUCCCACCCCCCACCGCGUCCCCUGCCCCCCCCCCCCCCCAAACUCCCUGAGCUCUCUCCACUCCAUCUGUUUAUCAUUUUGGACCAUAGGCCUGCCAGAGUGAUAUUUGCUGUUCUUUCUCCUCCGAACUUUUCUCUGCCAUUUCCAUAAACUUUUCCUUGGGUGGCCCCUGAAGGUGACAUCAGGCUGCUCUGAUGUCCUUCCAACAUCAACAGGCUGGUCACCCUCGCCUCCCUCUCGCCCGCCCUCCACAGCCCUUGUUCCUUGCCUUUCUCACAUGGAGCUGAUGGGGAAGAGGAUGUCCACACGUCAGUCGGACUCCAGGAGGAAACCCAGAAGCGCCAGCGCCCGCCCCAGUUCCAUCCCAGUGCUCCCUGCUGUGUUGACCAGCCCCUGGGGAAGAGGGUGAACGGCCAGGAGGCCCCGAAGCCCAGGGCAGUGCCCUGCUGUGUGUGCGGGGCCUGUGUCUCAGAUUCUCCUGCUCGGUGUGGGUGUUUCUGGCUGCAGGGAGCCUCAGGGAGCCUUGGUCCUCAGACCCAGCACUCCCGCACCAGGGCCUCUCUCACUUCCGCUUGCUUCCACUCCCACCUGCAGGGCCUUCGGAGAGAUGGGGGCGGGGGGGGCGGGGGUCCAGGCAAAGGGUCUGAAGCACAGGAGAGGGGCAGGGCAGGGUAGGGCCGUGGUGGGAAUCUGCGGCAAUCGCUCAAGCCCCUUCUCCAGCCUGUAUCCUGCUGCCCACGGCCUUUUCCAGGCUGGGCCUGGCCCCGGACGACUGGCACCCCCGGGGAAUGAGGAAGCAGUUGCAUCCCAGCUCUGCUCAUCAACACCACUGCAUCAGCACCACUGCAGUGUCCAGCCUCUCUGGGUUCCAGAAUGGCACCCUGGGAGCACCUCACUUUCCCCCUCCACCCCCCGCCCCCCCCCCCACCCUCCCGCCAGCACUGUUAUGGCACCAGAGGUAAACUUUUCAGCAGAGUUGUGGGAUUAACUUCAGUUCAUUGUAAAUACACCUGGGGCCGGGCGGGGGCUGGGGAGGGAGAGCCAGAUCUGCUUUGUGACCUGAAUGUAUUUUUAUGCAAUUUUGAGUGGCCUUUCAACCCUGAGAUGAAUGACUUCGUUUUCCUGGUUGUUGUUAUAUAGUAUUAUUAAGCAGUCUGUGUUUGAAAGUUUGGGAAUAAUAAUAUUCACAUCUAUAUGAUGCCUGGAGACACAACAGUAUUUAUAAAUGAGUAAAUAAAACUGUGUUUUAACUUUG